CAGAAAGAGUUCCUCUCAGAACUCCAAAUCCCCGCCAAAUUCCAACGAUCUCUCCGUGUGUGAUGAACCUCUCGUACGCAUGCAAAACAUUUGCCCUCACAACCUCCCGUUCUUACACUUGCGCCACUGCUGUCCACCUUCCCCUGAAUCUCCUCCAUUUUCUUCAGCUUGCAGGAACCCACCAUUCCCUUUCGCUCGCCGAACAAGUUCACGCCCACAUUCUCACUCAUGGCCUCCAACAAAACCCUUUCCUCGCCACAAAGCUCAUCUCUGCUUAUGCACUCUGCGGAAAGCCGACCGAGUCGAAACUCGUCUUCGACUCGGUUCCUCUCAAGAGUGUGUAUUUAUGGAACUCACUGAUUAACGGGUAUGUGAAGAAUUGUGCGUACAAUGAAGCUUUUGAGCUGUUUGUGGAAAUGUGCAAUAGUUAUGUAUUACCGGAUGAUUAUACCUUGGCGACCAUGGCGAAAGUUUCCAGCGAGGUUCGGGACUUGGCUACCGGAAAGUAUGUUCAUGGGAAGGGUUUGAGAGCCGGGUUUGUCUUGGAUACCGUUGUUGCGAAUUCUCUGAUGUCUUCGUAUUAUAAAUGCGGGAGGAUUGAUGAGUGUCGGAGACUGUUCGAUGAAAUGCCUCAAAGAAAUGUGGGGUCUUGGAAUGCGUUAAUAGCGGGGUAUACAAGUUCUUUGGAUCAUAAUUUUGAUAAGGAAAUUUGGGAAAUUGCUAUAUCCAUGGUGAUGAAUGGGGUGAAACCUGACGGAUUUACUGUUUCGAGUCUUUUGCCUAUGUGUGGAGGGCAUGAUAUCAGGAAAUGGGAUCAUGGGAGGGAACUUCAUUGUUAUGUUGUGAAGUAUGAAUUGGAUUUCGGGUGGGUUUCGGAUGUUCAUCUUGGGUGUUGUUUGAUUGAUAUGUAUUCUAGGAGUGAUAGAGUAGCUUCGGCUAGGCGGGUAUUUGACCACAUGAAGUGUAGAAAUGUUUAUGCUUGGACGGCGAUGGUCAAUGGCUAUGUGCAGAAUGGCGCUCCUGAUGAAGCUUUGGUUCUUUUUCAAAAGAUGCAGGUGGAAGAUGGGGUACAACCCAAUAGAGUAUCACUUGUGAGUGUCCUCCCUGCUUGUAGUUCGCACAUUGGUUUAAUGGGCGGAAAACAAAUUCAUGGAUUUGCUAUCAGGAAGGAAAUGAGUCGUGAAGUAGCUUUGUGUAAUGCUUUAAUCGAUAUGUAUUCGAAAUGUGGGAGCUUGGAUUUUGCAAGGCAAGUGUUUGAGGAUGAUUCUUUUUCCAAGGAUGCAAUCUCUUGGAGCUCAAUGAUUUCAGGAUAUGGAUUACAUGGAAGGGGUGAGGAAGCCCUUGAUGUGUAUAAUAAGAUGCUCCAUCUUGGAAUCAAACCCGACCCAAUAACAAUCGUUGGGCUCCUUUCUGCUUGUGGAAGGUCAGGAUUGGCAAAAGAAGGCCUUUCCAUAUAUAGCUCUGUAACAGCUGAUUUUGGAAUUAAACCAACGGUGGAGAUGUGUGCUUGUGUGGUGGAUCUGUUAGGCCAAUCAGGAGAGCUUGAUCGAGCAUUAAAUUUCAUCAAAACGAUGCCUGUAGAACCUGGUCCAAGUGUUUGGGGGGCCUUAGUUACUGCUUCUGUGUUGCAUGGGAAUCAUGACAUGCAAGAUCUAGCUUAUAGAUUCCUUAUUCAAGUAGAACCCAGAAACCCUUCUAACUAUAUUUCACUUUCAAAUUUUUAUGCAUCGUCUAGGAGAUGGGAUGCUGUAGCGGAAAUGAGAAGAGUGAUGAAAGAAAGAGGUUUAAAGAAGGAGCCCGGAUGCAGUUGGAUAAGCAUUAAUUCCAAGACUCAUUGUUUCUAUGUUGCUGAUAAAUUACAUCCUCGUUCGAUUUCAAUCUAUGAGAUGCUGGAUUACCUCAUCUUAGCAAUGAAGGGAGCCUGCUCUUCUGAAGCGUUUGAACAUCCAGCAUAGAUUGUAUCUGAUGGGGAUAGAUGCCAGCGAUAGUAUUGCAGGUACCAUUUAGAUUUAGUGAUGUAAUGAUUGUUGUUAGUUGCUUACCAUCUUUUUCUCCUGAGAACGAAAUCCGAAUACACAAAUUUCCUUUUUAGUUUCAGCAUGAUUCCCAUUGGCGUGACUAUCCUAACAAAUAGUAAUAGAGAGAUGAAGUGCAAAACCCUUGUCAAUUUGAUUAAGUAGAUGGUAAACUUGAGAAGAUCUUGAUUAAGUAGAUGGCAACUUGCCUACAAGAAGCCGAAACCCCUUGCAGUUCGUGGCAGUUAGUAGGAUUUCUCGUUGCAAAUAUCACAUCGGUUGUCAUACGAGAAAUACACAGAUUUCCAUUGAGAGAUUACGUUAUGAGCUUGAAAUACAUUGUUUGCCCCGUCUCCUUCCGGCUUGAGUUUGACACCCUUCAAGCCCCAUUCCACACUUCUCUGUUGGCAAGAUGGAGAUACAAGCCCACAACUAUGUGUAACUUAUUGUCUAAUAUUGGUCUAAUAGUAAAUUAUUGUAUACAUUUCCAACUAAAUAAGAGGUCGCUUGACACCCAUUUUAUUUUCAA
Molecule: messenger RNA, 2544 nt
Organism: Pyrus x bretschneideri (Chinese white pear)
Lineage: Eukaryota; Viridiplantae; Streptophyta; Magnoliopsida; Rosales; Rosaceae
Product: pentatricopeptide repeat-containing protein At3g12770-like
Exons: 2
Coding region: 63-1955 (630 amino acids)
Biological process (GO): RNA modification
Molecular function (GO): RNA binding; protein binding
Source: RefSeq, a predicted model, not a curated record